Messenger RNA from Ipomoea nil (Japanese morning glory), 1290 nucleotides. RefSeq names its product exopolygalacturonase-like. The record is from RefSeq and is a predicted model, not a curated record. The coding region runs from base 1 to 1290 and encodes 429 amino acids. Gene Ontology annotation, molecular function: polygalacturonase activity. The transcript has 6 exons. NCBI's taxonomy places the organism in Eukaryota, Viridiplantae, Streptophyta, Magnoliopsida, Solanales, Convolvulaceae. Gene Ontology annotation, biological process: carbohydrate metabolic process.
AUGGUGGGUGGCAACGAGGGCAGUGAGACGAUUGGUGCGACGGUGGAUCGAAGCAACGUUAAUGGCCGCCAUACCUAUCAUAUCACUAAUUAUGGUGCCAAGCCAGAUGGAAAAACUGACAGCAGCAAGGCAUUACUGGAAGCAUGGAUGCAUGCAUGCAAAGAAAGCCGUAGCACGGUGGCCGUUACAGGCGGGGAGUUCUUACUGAAUCCCGUGAGGUUAAGCGGCCCAUGCGCCGGCCCGAUAACGUUUGCCGUGUGGGGCGGUUUGAAGGCUCCAGAGAAGACUUUCCUCGACAGCUCGGAGUGGAUACUGUUCGAGGAUCUGCAAAGCUUAACCGUCACCGGGAACGGCGUUUUAGAUGGUCAGGGUGCAUACGCCUGGAGUGUGAACCAAUGCAAUGUUAACCCCAACUGCAAACCUUUCCCUACGAAUUUGAAAUUCGGUAAUGUCGUAUAUGGACGUAUUGAAGGGAUAACUUCACGGGAUAGUAAAUUUUUCCACAUUGUAAUCGACGAGGGUCAACACGUGGAUAUUGAAAAUAUAAGAAUAACGGCACCGGCGGAUAGCAAAAAUACCGAUGGAAUUCACAUCGGCCGGUCACAAUUUGUGCAAGUCAAUAAUGUGAAUAUUGGGACAGGGGACGAUUGCAUUUCGUUAGGGCCAGGAACCACAAACGUUGUGAUCAGUCAGGUGAAUUGUGGUCCUGGCCAUGGCUUUAGCAUUGGAAGCAUAGGAAAAAGUGAAAAUGAAGAUGUGAGUGGAAUUAUUGUGAAGAAUUGCAAUAUCACAAACGCCACAAAUGGGCUUAGGAUCAAAACGUGGGCACCUUCUACGGCCAGCAAGGUCUACAACAUUACCUAUCAAGACAUCAGUUUGAAUGGUGUUCAAAACCCGAUUCUCAUCGAUCAACACUACUGUCCCAACAACCAAUGCCAACAUCAGGGGGAAUCAUCAGUUGAAGUCUCAGACAUCAGAUACUUAAACAUUUAUGGGAGCUCCCAGGACGAGUUGUCUGCGAAUUUCAAUUGCAGCGGAAAAGUGCCGUGUAAAGACAUAGAGAUCAGGAGAUUGAAUAUAGUAUACAAUGGUUAUCAACCCACGAAAGCAGCUUGCUACAAUUUUAAUGGGAAAUUUCGUAAAUUUAGGGAAAAUGGUUUGCCUUCUACAGCUGAAGCACCUCCUUUGCUUGCAGUUGUAAAUAACCAAUUGUAUGCAGCUGACUAUGCUGACAUGGAAGUUAGGAGGUAUGACAAGGAUAAAAAGCUAAGGUGUGGGCUAUUAAAAUAA